This is a messenger RNA of Phlebotomus papatasi, 5585 nucleotides long. RefSeq names its product cGMP-specific 3',5'-cyclic phosphodiesterase. The transcript is spliced from 14 exons. Gene Ontology annotation, biological process: signal transduction. Gene Ontology annotation, molecular function: protein binding; 3',5'-cyclic-nucleotide phosphodiesterase activity. The record is from RefSeq and is a predicted model, not a curated record. Lineage: Eukaryota; Metazoa; Arthropoda; Insecta; Diptera; Psychodidae. The coding region runs from base 1456 to 4389 and encodes 977 amino acids.
GUAGCCGUGCCAAAUUUUCCUCAAAUUCUUGCUCCACAUUUUCUCUGGCCUGAAAAAAAAUAACAUCAUCCUCUGAAGUGCAGCUCAGUGGGGCAAACUAUCAAAAUUUCCACCUAAAAACCACACUCUUGUGGGCAUUUGAGUGAAAAUUGAGGAAAAAUCUCUGUGGAAUUGUGGUCAAUUUGGUGUUUAGCGAGGAUUUCCCCUGUGACUUGAUAUCGAGAGGAAUAUAGAAGAAAAAAAAGAGCAGAAAAUUUUCGGGGGUUGUUCUUGGGAAGAACAAGGAAAAGUGACUGUGAUAGAAAGGGUUGUGGGGCUUUUUCUUUCUUAUACGCUCCUUCGACAAUUUGUAUCUCUUGGUGACUCCACAAUGAAAAAUCUUCCCUUGCUGACACAAAGUGGGAUUAAGUCAUCUUCUACUUCUUUGCAGGAUUAAGAGGCCAGCUGAUGUUUUUUUUCUGUUGUCUUCUGGUCUCUUUUGGGUUCACAACAAGUUCGCGCUCCGAGACUUUUUCGCGAGGGGGGUGGUGGGAGUGACAAAAAGUUCGAAGGGUGAAAUGUGAGACAAUUAAUACGAAGUGGAGUGACGUCUGGGGAUGAUUUUUCCACCAGAGUCAAAUCAACUGAAACGAGGAAAAUUUCUGAUCAAUGGGGUGGGAGUGACUUUUGAGGAAAAUAUCUCACCUCUGUGCCAGUUGGUGUGGAAAAGCACUUCACAGAGAAAAUUUAUCGAUUUCCGGCCAGGAGACACUAGAGGAUUCAUCCAAUCGAGAGAAUUGGGUUCUGUGAUUUCAGCGGUUCACGAGAGAUAAAAUCAAACACCGUUCAACCUAUCACCUCCACCAGCCCCAUGGUACCCCAAUGAAUAAAUAAUAAGGUCAUCCUGAACCACUAUAUCAGUGACAUUCCAAGCUAAGUCUCCGUGCUGUUGGCGGUGGACGAAGAAAUAUUAGUGGUAGAGUUCUUUUUUUUUGCGUGGUACGUGAAGCUGAGGGUUGGAGAACUGGAAUGGAUCAUGCGCUCAUCUUGUGAUUUGUUUAUAUUCAACUCCACUGACGCUCUCUCGUCUGAGAAGAAAAGUGCUCCACAUUGUGUUUGGACCUUAUUCAAUUAUCCACCACGGGAUCAUCCUCUGUGAGUGAAUCGUUCCAAAUCUGCGAGACAUUGCGACAAAGGAUCUCCCAACUUUUGCGCAUCUCAUACAUUUUGCAACACGCGUCUCCACAAAUUCACCCCAUGGAUGGGGUGGAAAACUCAACCCUAAUCAGCCAACCCGGAAAAGCCCGCGCAAUCAGUGGGUGAAAAAAAAAGAAAAAUUUGCACGCCGGCGAAUCGGUACGUGACACUCUAAUUAAUGAGGUGGCGGUAACAGCACUCAGCCCUUAACACCCCCAGAGAGUCCCUUCUGGACUCCGGAUUUUUUUUUAUUUGGAGAAAAUACACCCGCACCAAAACAUGGCAAAGAUACUGAAUGGGGAGCAGAGUGGGGGUGAUUUGCAGAAGCUACCCUCAACAAGGCAUGAUGAUGAGGAAAUGGAGAUGAUCAGUGAGUUGUACGAGAAAAGGCCGGAAAUGUUCGAGAAGUGGCUGAGGGAACGCGCACCACCCGAUGCCAUUCACAGGAUUCAUGCCAUUGUUACAAAGUCGCCCAAGAGUCCACGAAAGGGUGGGUCAGUGUCUUCUGACCUCUUUCAGCAGUGGCUAGCACUUUCGCCAGUUAGGCGAAGUCGUACCACCCAGAAUCAACGCUCAAUUGGCUCACGAAAGCAUUUGGAAAAUCUGAAUGAGAAUGAAUUGUUUAUGGAGUUGAUUCGCGAUGUGGCAAAUGAAUUGGAUAUCGACGUACUAUGCCACAAAAUUCUCGUCAAUGUGGGUCUGCUUACUCAAGCAGAUCGUGGUAGUUUAUUCCUAUCCAGAAAUACGGCUGCUGGAAGGAUUCUCGUGGCGAAACUUUUCGAUGUGACCCAAGACACGCCACUUGAAGAGGCCAUCAGGCAAGCUCAUGAAGAUCCCAUUGUGAUUCCCUUUGGGGUUGGAAUUGCGGGAAUUGUUGCAGAGACUAAAGAGAUUAUCAACAUAAAAGAUGCAUAUAAGGACAAACGUUUCAAUGGCGAAAUAGAUCUAAGGACAGGCUAUAAAACCAAAUUAAUUCUAUCCAUGCCAAUCUGCAACUACGAAGGCGAUGUCAUUGGGGUGGCGGAAAUUAUUAAUAAAAUUAAUGAUGCUGAUGAAUUUUCCGAGCGGGACGUCGAGGUUUUCCGGCGUUACCUUACAUUCUGUGGUAUUGGCAUACAGAAUGCUCAAUUAUUUGAAAUAUCCGUCCAAGAAUACCAGCGCAAUCAGAUACUGUUGAAUCUGGCAAGGAACAUCUUUGCAGAGCAGAGCAAUCUGGAGUGCCUCGUAACUAAAAUAAUGCAGGAAGCAAGGGAACUACUCAAGUGUCAGAGAUGUGCCGUAUAUCUUCUGGAUUUGGAUUGUGGGGAAGCGAAUCACCUGGAACGUAUUUUGGAGAAGCCAUCCCAGAGUAUUCAAACAUUUUCGCGACGUCAGAGCAAAGUCAUCAACGUGGAGGAUAUUCUGGAGCAACAAAAAUCACCCAUUCGAUUUACAACCCUCUUCGAGCUGGGGGCGGAAAAUCAAGUGGGAACCGUAAGUCGACCCACCGUAGAAGAUCUGCAGAACUCCACACUUGCCCUAAUCGCCCAGAUGGUGGCAUCCACAAAUCAAAUCCUCAAUAUCGAGGACGUACGAGAGUGGCUCAAGGACAAGACAUCGCUGUUCAAGGACGACGAAGCAGAGCACAUCUGCACGAUCCUAUGCAUGCCCAUCGUGAAUGGCGCUAAAGACGUUAUUGGCGUUGCUCAAUUAAUUAAUAAGAAUAAUGAGUCGAGUUUCAGCGAGUUGGAUGUAUCAAUCCUCGAGGCAUUCGCGAUAUUUUGCGGCUUGGGAAUUCACAAUACCCAAAUGUAUGAGAGUGCGUGCAAAUUGAUGGCAAAGCAGAAAGUGGCCCUCGAAUGUCUAUCAUAUCAUGCUACAGCCAGUCAGGACCAAACAAUUAAAUUGGCCCAAGACUCUAUUCAAUCAGCCGAGGACUACAGUCUCUAUAGCUUCAAAUUUAUAGAUUUCGACCUCUCUGACGAUGACACCUGCCGUGCUACUGUUAGAAUGUUCCUGCAAUGCAAUUUAGUUCAACAAUUCAAUAUACCUUAUGAAGUUCUCUGUAGAUGGAUUCUCAGUGUUAAGAAGAAUUAUAGGCCUGUUAAGUAUCACAAUUGGAGGCACGCACUCAAUGUCGCCCAAACCAUGUUUGCCAUGAUGAAGACCGGGAAGAUGGAGCGCUUUAUGCAUGAUUUGGAGAUUUUGGGUCUUCUUGUAGCAUGCCUCUGUCAUGAUCUCGACCAUCGGGGCACAAACAAUGCCUUUCAGACCAAAACUGAGAGUCCCCUAGCAAUUCUGUACAGCACCAGUACCAUGGAACAUCAUCACUUUGAUCAAUGUGUUAUGAUUCUCAAUUCAGAAGGCAAUAAUAUAUUUCAGGCUCUUUCUCCGGAUGACUACCGGCGCGUGAUGAAAACGGUGGAGGCUGCGAUACUCUCCACAGAUCUUGCUAUGUACUUCAAGAAACGCAAGAGUUUUCUCGACCUCAUCGAAUCAGGAGAAUUUGACUGGCAGGGCGAAGAGAAGAAAGAACUGCUUUGUGGCAUGAUGAUGACAGCAUGCGAUGUAAGUGCAAUUGCCAAGCCAUGGGAAGUGCAGCAUAAAGUGGCAAAAUUGGUGGCUGAUGAGUUCUUCGACCAGGGUGACUUGGAAAAGCUUCAGCUCAACACACAACCCAUAGCAAUGAUGGAUCGUGAACGAAAAGAUGAACUACCAAAGAUGCAGGUGGGCUUUAUUGACGUCAUCUGUCUACCACUUUAUCGCGUCCUGUCCGAGACAUUCCCAUGGAUGCGACCACUUUACGAGGGCACGAUGGACAAUAGGCAGCACUGGCAGGAUCUCGCAGAGAAAGUGGAAAUGGGCUUGACAUGGAUUGAUCAUGACACAAUUGAUAAGCCCAUUGAGGAGUUCGCUGCGUGCACAGAAGAAAUAAAGGACAUCGAAUUCACUGUGACAACUCUCAAUUGUGUGCACAAUGAGGAAAGUUCACCGUCACACGAGAGGCACCGUCGAUUCAAUAGCCUGAGGAAAUCGAAUGUCCUGUCGAGGGUGGUGCGGAAUCGUCUCUCAAAGUCACUCUACUGCAGCAAUUCCAAUAAGAAAGACGCAAUUGAUGGUGACACGUCUGACACUGCAGAGGACACCAAGGCACCCACCAAGGAGACCACCAAAAAAUCCAGCGAAAGGAGCAAAGGACACAAAAAACGAUCCCAUCUGUGUCUUUUACUGUGACCAGAGGCUUGCAAUCAGGAUGAUGCUCUAAGUAUUCUCUAAACCCCUACUCAAAUCUCAUAUGGUACUAAAAGAAAAAAACAACAACAAGAAAUUAUAUUGAAAAAUUUAUUCUCUAACAUCAGCAAAACAAUUCUCAAUAUUUGAAUUACAAUUCUUAGUUAGUAAUUAUAAUUUUUCUGUGGUAAAUUUAAAAAAAAAGUAAAACUUUUGUAAUAAGAACUAAGUUAAGGGAUUGCAUUGCAGAAAUACUUUACAAAAGAAAAUUGACUUUUUUCUGGUCCAAGAUUAUAUUGAAACAGAGUUUUUUUAAGAGUAUAUUGUUCUUAACAAAUUUUUCAUUAAAGACAUAUUGACAUUGCUCGAUUCUGCAAACUUUGCCUGAAAUGCUAUGUCCUGGAUAGACGUACGGCUCAAGCUGAAAGACGACUUCACGUAAUUAUAAUCAAAAUAAUUAUUAGACCAUAUUCCUAUCUGUUUCCCACUAAGCCUUUUCUCGGCUAAGCCGUAAAUCUGUCUAGGGCAUUACAAAUAUUAUCUUAUUUAUCCUAUUCAAGUUGUAUUACACUGAGGGAGAAAUCCGGAAAAGUUAAAAUAACAUUAUAGAAAUUUUAAUUUUAUCCUGCAAUAUUGAUCCGAAAUCGGUGUAAAUAUUAUGCUUUUUAGGUGUAUUAUGGGUUAAAGUUACCCUUUUUCAUGUUAAUUUUACACUUAAAAAAGGUGUAAAAUUAACAUUUAAAAAUGUUGAUAUAUUUUUACACCUAAAAAGUGUUAAAGCUACGAGGAAAAAAAGUUAAUCGCACCGAUUUUUUCUCAGUGUGGGUGAUAUUCUUAACAAUUUCACCUAGUUUCUUUUACAAUUGAUUUUCUUAAAGUGACCACUUAAGAAUAUUUGCAUUAAUAAAUGAUUCAAAAACUGUUUAUAAAAAAAAUCGCAAAUAUCUUAAGAGGUUGGAUAGGUUUCGAAUAAAAAGGCAAAAAACAAAUGGUCAGUAAAAAGUCAAAAGUGGUCAGCAGAAAAUCAAAUUAGAUCAGCAAAUAAUUCGAAAUAAUCAGCAAAAAUUUUCAAUUUUGUCAGUAAAAAGUUAAAUUUGAUCAGUAAAAACUUCGAAUUGAUCAGUAGAUAUAUUCGAGUUAAUCAGUAAAAAAUUAAAAAUUAAUCAGCAAAAAAUUAAAAAUGAUCAGUAAAAAGAAAA